AUGCAUAACCAGCAACUCAAAGCAUUGGAGGGCGACGCCGUGACUGACUCUUUGCCAGUUGUGAUUGGAAACAAUGGUCAUAAAGACGUUAACAUUCCACAUGGUUCAGAUGACAUGUCGACGUAUAGCAAAUUUUUGACUAUAUAUUCCAGAUGCCCUGAGACGUAUAUGCUUUAUAAUGCAGAAGUUAAGCAAAACACCAAUUUUGAUACCAAAUGGGAUGAGUUUGCGGCUGUGUUAAAGAAUACUAAAGGAGUUAAAAAUUCCAAUUGUAUUGUUGAGUAUAUGAUUCCUUCUUCUGAAGCUGAGAAAUUUAUCGGCAUCAGCGGUGUUGCUAUCAAGGUUUCGGAAUACGUAAAGGACGGCGAAGAGCAGGUACGUGGUGCAGUUACCACUGUUGAAAACGAGAAUGAGUUCAAUGAUUGGUUUAUUUGGCAUAUCUUAGAUCAAGCAAGAUUGGACAACAGUGCUUUGCCAAAGAGAAAUAUAGCUGUUACGGAAGGCAAGGACUAUGCCAAGAUGGUGACGGACUUCUUUGCGUCCGAAUUGAAAAAUGCAAUCAAGGAAGAUGAGUGGGGCUUGGGAGGCUAUGAAUAUUUCAUGAAUAGAGUCAAGUACUACACUGAUAGGAAUGCCAGAAUCGAGGCAGUUUUGCCUGCCUUCCCUUGUAAGUCAUCUAACAUGCAGAAGGUCAAUGGUAAGUUGCCAGACAAGGGUGAAGAGUUCGCUUUGAGAACAUUGUUAAAAUUUGCAGAAGAUGUGUGUGCCUUUUACCCUCCUGGUAUGAAGGUCUGGAUUGUCAGUGACGGCCAUGUUUUCAGCGACUGUAUCGGUGUUGACGACGAUGAAGUUGACAAUUUCACUGCUAAUUUACACAAGCUUUAUAAGGGUAUUGCUAAGAAGGAUAAUAAUAUGAUUGGGUUCUACGGUUUGAAGGAUGUUUUCUUUAAUGGUGCAGCAGCUGGAAAAUUUGACACCAACUGGGUCUCAGAUGUUGAAGUGGACCAUUACUGUGGUACCAAAAUCUGCCCAGACUCUGAGUUAUGCAGGAAGAUCCUAAUAAAGGGCUGCGAUACCGAUGAUGGAAGGUUAAGAAAGCAAAUUGAAAUCCCAGACCACCCAAGAUUGCACUUGUAUCGCGGGUUCUCCAGAUUUAUGGCAGAAGACUUGUGCUUGUUACCAUUCUUCCAAAAUGUAUCGCGUAAAUACUUCAAAAAGGCCGUCUGUAAGGUUGCUUUCAACAUGAUUAAGCGUAACGAUGCUUACUCCAACUUGGUUGAAUUGGUAUUUCCACAUCAUUUGAGAUUGUCCAUUCACGCUCACACCAAUGCCGGUCCUAAAUUUGGUGUCAAGGUUGUUUCUCCAAAGAUCUGUAAAACUGUAAAAUCCUUGGACUCAGACGAUGUACCAACUUUUGAUGACUUAUUGCACAUUCCUACGCCAUGGCACAACUGUGUUGUUCGUAUUGGAGAUGACUAUUACUUAGCGAAGAACAAAGUCGUUACUGACGCCUUGGAAAGUGGAAGAUAUAAAGGUGAGUGGAAAGAAGGUGAUAUCUCUCGUGGAGAGGGUGGCCACUGGGUUAUUAAUAGGGUUUAA
Messenger RNA from Eremothecium sinecaudum, 1599 nucleotides. RefSeq names its product Dit1p (gene DIT1). Lineage: Eukaryota; Fungi; Ascomycota; Saccharomycetes; Saccharomycetales; Saccharomycetaceae. The record is from RefSeq and is a predicted model, not a curated record. Bases 1 to 1599 code for a protein of 532 amino acids. The transcript has a single exon.